Soboliphyme baturini is the source of this 663-nucleotide messenger RNA. NCBI's taxonomy places the organism in Eukaryota, Metazoa, Nematoda, Enoplea, Dioctophymatida, Soboliphymatidae. The record is from the annotation of a GenBank genome assembly.
AUGAACAGGUAUUUGCAGCGGAAAGCAUUUACGGUAAUCGUUUCGCCCUUCGACUUGCGUGGUGCUUAUUACGAGGUAUGCACUAACCAACAGGAAAUCGGCAUCGCGAAGUAUACGAGUCAAGCGAAGAUGCUGUUUCGGAAGCUAAACCGCGAUUCGCCCAAAACAUGUAGUCUCGAGAGCGGCGAAUAUAUGUUUAACUACCUGAUUCAAAAUGACGUUGUGUUCCUGUGUUUGUGCGAAAAGAAGUUUCCAGCCAAAAGUGCAUUCCUAUACAUCGAAGAACUAGCGCACGAGUUUCUGUCCCAGUACGGCAACCGCGUCACUACCGUCACCAGACCAUACCACUUCAUAGAGUUCGAUUCUUUCAUCCAGAACUUAAAGAAGAAGUAUGCCGAUCCACGAAAAAAUUACCAACUUGCCAAUGUACACAGCGAGCUGCAGAGUGUGCAGCGAAUCAUGGUACAAAACAUCGAAGACGUCAUUCACAGGGGCGAGGCGCUAACAAUGCUCGACGAUAAAGCUGGAGAUCUGGCGGUGCUUAGCAAGAAGUACAAACAGCAAGCUCAUUAUCUGAAUCUGAAGUCGUCUUUCCUGAAAAUUGGCGCAGUUAUUAUUUUAGUACUUUUGCUUUCCCUGUAUAUCAAAUUUUAUGUGUUGUAA